AUGUCUCUCUCCAACAAGCUCCCCAUUACCGACUGCGACCUCAAGGACAAGCGUGUCUUGAUCCGUGUCGACUUCAAUGUCCCUCUCGACGAGAACAAGGCUGUCACCAACCCCCAGCGUAUCGUCGGUGCUCUGCCCACCAUCAAGUAUGCCAUCGACAACGGCGCAAAGGCCGUCAUCUUGAUGUCCCACCUCGGCCGUCCCGAUGGCAAGGUCAACCAGAAGUACAGCCUUGAGCCCGUCGUUCCCGUCCUGUCCAAGCUGCUCGGCAAGCCCGUCACCUUCACUGAGGAUUGCGUCGGCCCCAAGGUUGAGGAGACCGUUAACAACGCCUCCGGUGGCCAGGUCAUCCUGCUUGAGAACCUGCGCUUCCACGCCGAGGAGGAGGGCAGCUCCAAGGACUCCGAGGGCAAGAAGGUUAAGGCCGAUGCCGCCAAGGUUGCUGAGUUCCGCAAGGGCCUCACUGCUCUUGGUGACAUCUACAUCAACGAUGCUUUCGGCACCGCCCACCGCGCCCACAGCUCCAUGGUCGGCGUCGACCUCCCCCAGAAGGCCGCCGGCUUCCUCGUGAAGAAGGAGCUUGAGUACUUCGCCAAAGCCCUCGAGAACCCUGCUCGUCCCUUCCUCGCCAUCCUCGGUGGCGCUAAGGUCUCCGACAAGAUCCAGCUGAUUGACAACCUCCUCCCCAAGGUCAACAGCCUGAUCAUCACUGGCGCCAUGGCCUUCACCUUCAAGAAGACUCUCGAGAACGUCAAGAUUGGUAACUCCCUCUUCGACGAGGCUGGCAGCAAGAUCGUUGGUGAUAUCGUCGAGAAGGCCAAGAAGUACAACGUCGAGAUCGUCCUUCCUGUCGACUACGUCACCGCCGACAAGUUCUCCGCCGACGCUACCGUUGGCUCUGCCACCGAUGCCUCCGGUAUCGCCGACGGCCUGAUGGGUCUGGAUGUUGGUCCCGAGUCCGUUAAGCUUUACGAGAAGACCAUCGCUGAGGCCAAGACUAUUCUCUGGAACGGUCCCCCCCCGCUGAAGCCCUUCGCUAACGCGACCGAGAAGACUCUUGAUGCUGCUGUCAAGGCUGCCCAGAGUGGUUCCAUUGUUAUCAUUGGUGGUGGUGACACCGCUACUGUCGCUGCUAAGUACGGUGUUGAGGACAAGCUCUCUCACGUCUCUACUGGUGGCGGUGCUUCUCUUGAGCUCCUUGAGGGCAAGGAACUGCCCGGUGUUGCUGCUUUGUCCAGUAAGUAA
Molecule: messenger RNA, 1245 nt
Organism: Penicillium maclennaniae
Lineage: Eukaryota; Fungi; Ascomycota; Eurotiomycetes; Eurotiales; Aspergillaceae
Gene: pgkA
Product: phosphoglycerate kinase pgkA
Exons: 4
Coding region: 1-1245 (414 amino acids)
Biological process (GO): glycolytic process; gluconeogenesis
Cellular component (GO): cytosol
Molecular function (GO): phosphoglycerate kinase activity; ATP binding; ADP binding
Source: RefSeq, a predicted model, not a curated record